Molecule: messenger RNA, 1386 nt
Organism: Neohortaea acidophila
Lineage: Eukaryota; Fungi; Ascomycota; Dothideomycetes; Mycosphaerellales; Teratosphaeriaceae
Product: putative L-Arabinitol 4-dehydrogenase
Exons: 2
Coding region: 149-1294 (381 amino acids)
Biological process (GO): D-sorbitol catabolic process
Molecular function (GO): L-iditol 2-dehydrogenase (NAD+) activity
Source: RefSeq, a predicted model, not a curated record
GACCCGCGCCCGCGGUGGUGUAGCUCGGUGUAGUAUACAUUAUCUCCACGGGGCCUUGACGUUCCAUCCUCCUUCUCUCCUGCUUUUUCCUUCCCGUCGCCCCCCCAUUCGCUUGAACGAGAAUCGUCGCCCUGUUCGCCCCGGGACAAUGCCCUCCACCACCACCGCCACCACCACCAAGGUGAACGGGGUCAAGCCCUCGGCCAAGGCCAACAUUGGCGUCUACACCAACCCAGCCCAUGACCUUUGGGUCGCAGAUGCGCUCCCAUCGCAAGAAGACGCAGAAAGCGGCAAGGACCUCCAGCCCGGCGAGAUCACGGUGGCCAUCAAGACGACCGGAAUUUGCGGAUCCGAUGUCCACUUCUGGCACCAUGGACGGAUAGGCCCCAUGAUCGUCGAGGACACGCACAUCCUUGGCCACGAGUCCGCGGGCGUGGUGGUGGCCAAGCACCCCUCCGUCAUCACGCACGAGCUCGGCGACCGCGUGGCCGUCGAGCCCAACAUCAUCUGCAACGAGUGCGAGCCCUGUCUCACCGGGCGCUACAAUGGCUGUGAAAAGGUCGCCUUCCGCUCCACCCCGCCCGUCCCCGGCCUGCUGCGGAGAUACGUCAACCACCCCGCCGUCUGGUGCCACAAGAUCGGCGACAUGAGCUACGAGGACGGCGCGCUGCUCGAGCCCCUCUCCGUCGCCCUCGCCGGCAUCCAGCGCGCCAACAUCACCCUCGGCGACAGCGUGCUCAUCUGCGGCGCCGGCCCCAUCGGCCUCGUCACCCUGGCGUGCGUCAAGGCCGCCGGCGCCGAGCCCAUCGUCAUCACUGACAUUGACGAGGGCCGCCUGGCGUUCGCAAAGGAGUUUUGCCCGAGCGUGCGCACGCUCAAGGUCGAGUUUGGCGAUUCGCCGGAGCAGUUUGCCGAGAAGGCGGUCAAGCUUGCGGGCGGAGUGGAGCCGGCGGUUUGCAUGGAAUGCACGGGCGUGGAGUCCUCCGUCGCCGGCGCCAUCCACGCGGCCAAGUUCGGCGGAAAGGUGUUUGUCAUUGGCGUGGGCCGCCCCGAGAUCAAGAUCCCCUUCAUGCGCCUGAGCACGCGCGAGGUCGAUUUGCAGUUCCAGUACCGCUACGCCAACACCUGGCCCCGCGCCAUCCGUUUAUUACAAGGCAAAGUGCUCGACUUGAGCAAGCUGGUGACGCAUCGCUUCCGCCUGGAGGACGCGGUCGAUGCCUUCAAGGUGGCGGCGAAUCCCAAGGAGGGCGGGAUCAAGGUGAUGAUUCACAGCAUGGAGGAGGGCGAGAGAUAGAUGCUUGCUUCUCAGCGAUGUUGACAUGUACAUAGCGUUGUUUUGACUACUUCUUCGCAUUACAUUGUUUCCAUACAAGGCGAAUCAGCACA